Messenger RNA from Thamnophis sirtalis, 2903 nucleotides. The record is from RefSeq and is a predicted model, not a curated record. Lineage: Eukaryota; Metazoa; Chordata; Lepidosauria; Squamata; Natricidae.
CGCGCGACCUUUCGAGGCGGAAGUGAUCAGCUGACUCUGGAGUCAUGCGGUCGGUAGGCCUGGCUGCGUGAGAUGCCGGUGUAUUUUCUUCGAUUUCUUUUCCCUGCUGUUUUAACAUGCUUUCUCUGGUUGUGCUUCAUUUCCUAGCCGCAGGAUUUGGAUCACCGGUUACACACCAGAGAAACUUUGAAAUUGACUAUGCUCGCAACUGUUUCCUUAAGGAUGGGAAACCAUUCCGCUACAUUUCAGGCAGCAUCCAUUAUGCCCGGAUUCCCCGUUUCUACUGGAAGGAUCGUCUCUUGAAGAUGAAAAUGGCAGGCCUUGAUGCUAUUCAAAUGUAUGUUCCAUGGAACUUUCAUGAACCUGAGCCAGGAGUUUAUAACUUCAGAGAUGACAGAGAUCUGGAGUAUUUCCUGAAACUUGCUGAUGAGAUUGGCUUGUUGGUCAUAUUGAGAGCGGGACCUUACAUAUGUGCAGAAUGGGACAUGGGUGGUCUGCCUGCCUGGUUAUUAGAAAAGGAUUCAAUUGUUCUUAGAUCUUCUGAUUCAGACUAUUUAGCAGCUGUAGGAAGAUGGAUGAGGGUCUUAUUACCAAAGAUGAAGCCUCACCUUUAUCAGAAUGGGGGCCCCAUUAUUAUGGUGCAGGUUGAAAAUGAAUAUGGAAGUUACUUUGCAUGUGAUUUUCAUUACCUCCGUUACCUGAAGAAUCUUUUUCGCCAGUACCUUGGGAAUGAAGUAGUCCUGUUUACAACAGAUGGUGCAACAAAGAUUUUUUUGCGCUGUGGAACUCUUCAGGGCCUUUAUUCAACUGUGGAUUUUGGACCACAUACCAAUGUCACUGCAGCCUUUUUAACUCAGAGACGAACUGAGCCUCAAGGCCCCUUGGUGAAUUCUGAAUUCUAUACUGGUUGGUUAGAUCAUUGGGGCCACCCCCAUAAUGUUAUACCGUCACCAGCCAUAGCAAAAACUCUUAGUGAAAUCUUGGCACAUGGAGCUAAUGUUAACCUAUAUAUGUUCAUAGGAGGCACUAAUUUUGGCUACUGGAAUGGAGCCAAUAUACCAUACAUGGCACAACCUACUAGUUAUGAUUACGAUGCCCCAUUGAGUGAAGCAGGGGAUCUUACAGAGAAGUAUUUUGCUCUCAGAGAAGUCAUUGGCAUGUAUAAGGAUUUGCCAAAGGGGCCUAUACCUCCAACAACUCCUAAGUUUGCAUAUGGAGAAGUUAAAUUGAUGAAGGUUGGAACAGUGACUGAACUUCUGAAUGAAUUUUCCCCAUCUGGACCAAUUAAAAGCAUGUAUCCUUUGACGUUUGUUCAAUUAAAACAGGUAAAAGUUGAUUCCUACAUAGACUUUUUAACUCACAAUUUGGCCAGUUUAUUUAAUUAUGUACACCAUAUCAAAAUAUUUAUUCAUUUUUAAUUUAUCUUUUACAUUCAUGGAGGAAUUAGACUACUAUUCUGUUAUACUUUUUAGAAAAAUGCAUAAACAUUUUAGGAAGUUUGUACCAUUUGCAUAUUCUGCACUAUUAAUGGAGAACUUGAGUUUCUUCUCUGAUACUGAAUUCUUAAGAAAUGAAAUGUAUCAGAAAGGGAGUGGUGACUAGUGUGGGUGGCAUAAAAUAAAUGUGAGAGCUAUAAAUGGAAAUGGUGAUUGAAUAAAAGUAGACUAGAUUAGUCAGGGAUUUGAACUCAGUAAUUGAGUUAAGAGGAUGGGGCAAUAAAUCUUAUUAUAGAGGUAAUGUUUUAAAGAUGGGGGAAGUAAAAAUUUGAAACAGAUUUUCUCUGGAAUAGUGUCAGGAGCUGGAAGAUAGUGAAAGGGGAAAUGAAUUAGAGAUUUGUAUUAAACUAUUGAAAAACUUUUAUAGAAUCAAAAAAUGGGAGAUUUAUGUGAACAGAGAUGUGAAGCUUACUCCCUGUAAUUGCUGCCCCCUAUUUAUUAUAUAAAAUUUCGUAUUAAAAUAUUCACAAGUAUAUAAACACAAAUACAACUUGAAAUGGACAGUAAUGUGCACAACCUUACACAGAAUAAAUAAUUAUAUAUGCUCAGUGACAUUACAAUUUUAAACUACACUUUUAUUCAACAUUGGCUUUGCUCCUACAUGAUUUAAGCAUUUAUUUGUGCUUAUUUGUGAUACACCUUCACUAAAAUUAGGUAAAAUAUUUUUUUCUUAGUUUGACUACCUUUUUAAAAUAUUCCUUUAAUAGAGUGAUAAAUAUUACAGUCAUAUAGAAAUAAUGCUGAAGUUUCUCAAUCUGAGAAUGACUACGUCAGAAUCUCUAUAUAAGGAAUUUGCCAAAACACAUACAUCUUUAAUUAUUACUGAAGAAAUUACUUACUAAUUAAACAAUUAAAUGCUAUAAAUAGUUGCCAAAUUUUAUAGAAAGCUAUAGAUUGUUCAUCUUAUUUUGGUCUAAUUUCAACUUCUACAAGUAUCAGAUUUUAGUUAUCACCAUGUAGUUCUUAUCCUUCCUAGUGUCCAAAUUAUAAAUAAGUCUCACUACUUCUUGAAUUCCAAGAAAAUGGUUGGCAUAGAAAGAGAAUACUUGUCCAACAUUCAUUUAAGGAAGUUCUCCAGCUGUUUUGUUGGAAUAACAAAUCCAAAUAUUACCCAAGCUUGUUUCCAAAAGCUUACCAACCCAGACUUUAAAAGAAAGUAACUUCCAGUUCAACUUGUAGAAGAUGAGCAGGAGUUCUAAUAAUUUUUCCUAUUGUUCCAGAUAAUGAAAUUGCAUAAUCCCCCCCUUCCGUAGAUCUUAGCUACUACUAUUUUAAUAUUCUUUAUGAAAGCCUUCUAAAAUAGCAAUAGCACUUAGACUUAUAUACUUUACAGCUUUACAGAGUUUAUAUAUAGAAUAUGCUGAUAAUGCCUCCAACAAUCUGGGUCCUCAUUUUACUGACCUCGGA